AUUCGAAUUGUCAAAACUACUUGAUGUGCUGUAAAAGUUGUUAGUAAACUGUUUGCGGCAUUAUUUUUGUUGUAGAAAGUUUGACGAAUUUUCUCUUUGAUUUAACAAAUAAAAAUAAAAGCACUGCUAAUAUGGCUACUACAACAAACACUACUGAAGAAGUCGAAGCUCCUAAAUAUAAAUUAACUGAUGCCAUUGUCAAAAAUUUAAAAGUGGAUAGAAUAAUGCAUGAUAAUACAGCCAAAAUAAAUUGUAUGGACUUCACCUACACUGGUGAAUUAAUGAUUACGUCUAGUGAUGACGGACAAAUAGUUGUGUACGAUUGCACCAAAGGGCUACAAUCACGCAUGGUGAAAUCCUUAAAGUACGGAGUUGAUUUAAUACGUUUUACGCAUGCACCUAAUGCAAUAUUACAUAGUUCCACUAAAGUCGAUGAUUCCAUACGUUAUCUCAGCUUACACGAUAAUAAGUAUUUACGUUUCUUUCCUGGUCACACUAAGAAAGUGACGACACUGACUAUUUCACCAGUUGAUGACACUUUCAUAUCUGCUUCAUUGGAUAAUACUUUACGUUUAUGGGACUUACGUGCGCCAAAUAGUUUUGCAAUAAUGCAAACUCCUAGCAAAACUGUAGCUGCAUUUGAUCCGGAAGGUUUAAUUUUUGCUGCUGGUGUUAAUUCAGAUAGUGUUAAAUUGUAUGAUUUGCGUUCUUUCGAUAAAGGACCAUUUACUACAUUUAAAUUGAUUCCAGAAGAGGAAAUAGAAUGGACUGGCUUGAAGUUUUCACGCGAUGGUAAAACUAUUUUAAUAAGUACAAAUGGUACUGUCAUUCGUUUGUUGGACUCUUUUCAUGGUACACCAUUGCAAACAUUCGAUGGUUAUGCCAAUACAGAACGUUUAUCGAUCGAGGCAAGCUUUAGUCCAGAUUCUCAGUAUAUCUUUUCUGGUAGUAGUAAUGGUCGUUUACAUGUUUGGAACACAGAUACUGGUCGUAAAGUGUGUGUACUGAAUGGAAAUCAUUUGGGUCCAACAAGAUGCGUACAAUUUAAUCCACAAAAAAUCAUGUUAGCAUCAGCUUGCACUAAUUUGGCUUUUUGGUUACCUGAUACGGAAUUACUGCAAGCACAAUUAGCAGAAAAGUUGGCGAACAACGCGUAAAAAAAGACUAAAAUCUGCUUUCAAAAUUUGUAAAGUAAAUAAUGAUAGUUUAUAGAAGAGAAUUAUUGAUUUAAGUGAAACUUAUCUAAAUAUGUAAUAUAUAUUUAAGUACAAGUACUAUACAUCCCAAUGAAGCAAGUACACUAUA
Molecule: messenger RNA, 1305 nt
Organism: Teleopsis dalmanni
Lineage: Eukaryota; Metazoa; Arthropoda; Insecta; Diptera; Diopsidae
Product: WD repeat-containing protein 82-like
Exons: 2
Coding region: 132-1157 (341 amino acids)
Cellular component (GO): Set1C/COMPASS complex
Molecular function (GO): protein binding; chromatin binding
Source: RefSeq, a predicted model, not a curated record